Messenger RNA from Peromyscus californicus insignis, 6624 nucleotides. RefSeq names its product VPS8 subunit of CORVET complex (gene Vps8). Gene Ontology annotation, molecular function: protein binding. Gene Ontology annotation, cellular component: CORVET complex; HOPS complex; early endosome. Gene Ontology annotation, biological process: endosomal vesicle fusion; protein targeting to vacuole. The transcript has 41 exons. The record is from RefSeq and is a predicted model, not a curated record. NCBI's taxonomy places the organism in Eukaryota, Metazoa, Chordata, Mammalia, Rodentia, Cricetidae. The coding region runs from base 2454 to 6218 and encodes 1254 amino acids.
CCGAGUUAAGAGAGCAUGAAUCGUUUAAUUAUAUAGUAGAAAUUAGUUGCUUUUUUUCAUUUUUCUCUGAGACUAAGUAAUCAGUUCCAUUAGUCUUUUACUUUUGACUUCAGUAUCAAGCAGACUAUUUUGGUCUUUUUAAACACUUAAAAUCCAUCAGAUAGUAUUCUCAGCUCUUUUUGUGUGUGGGUGCUUGCCUCUGGGUCUCAUGAUCUGCGUUUCUUUUAGAUGGGAAUUAGCAAGAGCUGCUGGGUAAGGGUUACUUGAGGGCACUUUGUUAGCAGAACCGUAGCUUGAUCUCUGUUGAGUCUUCGUUUUUACCUUCUGUGCGAAGAACUAGGUAUUUCCUAUUGUUACUGAAUAAUUUGACUUUCCAUUUAUAAAUUUUCCAUUAUUCAAAAAGCUUUAUUUAACAUAUAAUUAUACUACCUAGUCUUUUCAAAGGUGGUUGAUAUAAAUAAUAGAGUUUUAUUUCUUGAAGAGCAGAAGGAGAGGAACAAAACUGUAAUUUCCCUGAGAGAACUUUAGAAUUGAGUCUUUAAAUGGUAUCUUUUUUUCCUGUAUAAUUGAUCUGUAUCUAUAGUACAAAAUGUACAUAGAUGUGUGCAAAUUGGAAAAUAUAAAAUAACAAAUUCUAAUAUCUAGGACUAAUCUUUAGCAUUUCUGUAUAGCCAUCCAGUCCUUCUCUCCCGUAUGUAUAUAGCUGUAUGCAUAUUCCUAAGGAGGAGCAAUGAUAAUUUAGAGCCAGCUUUUUGCUCUAGUGGGCACCUCCCCAUGCAUUUCUGUGUUUGUGUGGGCAUCUUUGUUCAUUUGAGGUCUCAAUGUAUAGCUUAGGCUUGCCUAGAACUUGCUUAUGUGGCCUCAGCCUCCCAGUGUUGAGCGUACAGGUAUGGAACAUCAUUUUAAUGGACAGACAGUGUUCUUUCAGAUGGAUCCAUAAAAAUUUAAUUAGCCUUUUACUCAAGGAAACUAUUUAUGCUGUUUCUAAACAGUAGUGUCUUGCACAGCUUUGUUUCUGUUUUUUUUUUUUUUUUGUUUGUUUUUUGCAUAUGAUCGUUUUUUAGAACAAAUUCCUACAAGAGGAAUUGUUUGGGCUGGGACACGAACAUUAAUUGAAUUCCAGAGAACUGUACGAGCGUAGUCUGCAGCAGGUGGGGAGGUCCUUGUUCUCCUCUAAGGGGUAGUUGGGAUUAGGUCAUUAGACGUGGGGGAGAGUCUCGUAGGCCCGCGUUUCACUGCUCGAGUCUUAAGUGUGUGAAGGGGUUGAGAACCAGCGGUUGGGUGACACACACAGAGUCAAGUUCAGAAUUCAACAGUUCUGGCUCCGAGACCAGUAAUCGCCUCUGUUUUAAGCAGUUCUUUUCCCUGAGAGAAAAUGAGGCAGAACUGGAAGAAGCGAAGAAAAGAAGAGGACUAAGGACGGCCGAGGACAGAGUAUAUGCCUCUGUUUAUCUGCCAGCAGAGCGUGUGUCCAGUUUUCCUUCCUAUUUCUCACUGGUUUUCCUCAGCUCUGCUUUCACUCUCCAUUCCUUAUCGAGAGGUUGGAAGAGUGCGUGACUGCUUAUAGUCACGGAGGAAGUGCUCACCACAGACAAGAAUGUUAUCACAGAAGAGCAUCAUUCUUGAUACUGUCUCCUUCAUUUCCUUGGACCUGCCUGCUGCUCUUCUAAAAUCCUCAGCAACUUUCCUGUAGAAGCAAUGAAACAAUAAUCUUUUCUUAUGGCUUCACAGGAAAGAAAGUAUGCCAGAGUGGACAUUCUGUCGAAGAACCAGAGUAUCUGGUUUUGCCUUGGGUUUUAAUAGCACAGUUAAAUUUCACUUGUUUGUAGGUGACAGAUGUUUGGACAGUGUUUUCUAACAAAUGCAUUAAAAUUUGCUAAAAAGCCCAGAAACCAAUGGCAGACACCAUGAAGUGUCUAGACUAGAAGUCUGGGUUAGAUCUGGCCUUUUAAAAAUAUCUUUGUUUAUCACAGAAACCUUGCAGGAAGACUGACUGUGUCUGAGCACUGUUAGGUUCUCUGUGAAACAGGUCUGAGUCAUUAAGACAGUAGCCCCGUACUUCUGAAAGGCUUGUGCAGUUCCAGCAGGUGGCAGCUAGUGCGUGGGUUUCCACGGGGUAAAUAAAGGUACCUCCCUCCUGCAGCCUUACUCUUCCAUUCCCUUUGCCCUCAGUGUGCUCUGGUGAUGGAUCUCUUUGAAAUGUUUCGUUUCCGUUGAACUGAAACCUGGGUUUACUGACUGUGCGAUAAUUUGAAUGUUGCAUGUUUUCUCUUUUCCCAGAACCAAUACCUGACUAUAACCACAAAUGCUAGGAACAUCACUUAAUCCCACUCAGCAUCUGUCACUCCCAUAGAUAAACAAAGCUCGUCACUUACACCCUUCAGAGUGUGCCUGCGUUUUUCUCUGAACUUUUGAACUGAUUUCUUUUCUCCCUCUUUUUUGAUCUUUUCUCCAUGGAUUCAAAAGGAAAAGACCAGAAUCAAGCACUUCGGCUCUGCCUGGGCAGCACAAGCGUCGGGGGACAGUAUGGAGCCAUCUCUGCCCUCAGCAUCAACAACGACUGCUCACGACUUCUUUGUGGCUUUGCUAAAGGACAGAUCACCAUGUGGGAUUUGGCCAGCGGGAAACUUCUCAGGUCAAUAUCAGAUGCUCACCCUCCAGGGACAGCCAUCUUGCACAUCAAGUUUACAGACGACCCGACUCUUGCAAUCUGCAACGACAGCGGAGGCUCCGUGUUUGAACUCACGUUUAAGAGAGUGAUGGGAGUGAGGACGUGUGAAUCGAGGUGUCUGUUCAGCGGCUCCAAGGGUGAAGUUUGCUGCAUUGAGCCCCUGCAUUCUAAGCCCGAGUUGAAAGAUCACCCCAUCACACAGUUUUCACUGUUGGCCAUGGCGUCUUUAACAAAGAUACUGGUCAUUGGGUUGAAACCAUCCCUGAAAGUAUGGAUGACCUUUCCCUAUGGACGGAUGGAUCCGUCCAGUGUUCCGUUGCUGGCCUGGCACUUCGUGGCAGUGAAUAACCAUGUGAAUCCCAUGCUUGCCUUCUGUAGAGGAGAUGUGGUUCAUUUUCUCUUGGUUAAGAGAGACGAGUCAGGCGCAAUACACGUUACCAAGCAAAAGCACCUUCACCUGCACUACGAUCUGAUCAACUUUACCUGGAUAAACUCACGCACAGUUGUGCUUUUAGACAGCGUGGAGAAGUUGCAUGUGAUUGAUCGGCAGACGCAGGAGGAGUUGGAGACAAUGGAGAUCUCAGAAGUCCAGCUGGUCUAUAACAGCAGCCACUUCAAGUCACUGGCCACGGGAGGAAACGUUAGCCAGGCUCUGGCUUUGGUUGGAGAGAAGGCUUGCUAUCAGUCCAUCAGUAGCUAUGGUGGUCAGAUCUUCUAUCUGGGGACAAAGUCUGUUUACGUGAUGAUGCUAAGGAGCUGGAGGGAGAGAAUGGAUCAUCUCCUGAAACAGGAUUGUCUCACAGAAGCCUUGGCUCUUGCGUGGUCUUUCCAUGAAGGAAAGGCAAAGGCAGUCGUGGGGCUAUCGGGGGAUGUCAGUAAGAGGAAGGCUGUUGUCGCGGAUCGGAUGGUAGAGAUCCUGUUCCAUUAUGCAGACCGGGCUCUGAAGAAGUGCCCAGACCAGGGGAAAAUCCAGGUGAUGGAGCAGCAUUUUCAGGAUAUGGUGCCAGUCAUAGUGGACUACUGCCUCCUGCUUCAGCGAAAGGAUCUUUUAUUUAGCCAAAUGUAUGACAAAUUAAGUGAAAACUCAGUGGCAAAAGGAGUGUUCUUGGAGUGCCUCGAGCCCUACAUUUUAAGUGACAGAUUGGUGGGGAUUACACCCCAGGUCAUGAAAGACUUGAUUGUUCAUUUCCAAGACAAAAAGCUAAUGGAAAAUGUGGAAGCCCUCAUUGUACACAUGGACAUCACCAGCCUAGACAUUCAGCAGGUGGUUCUCAUGUGUUGGGAGAAUCGUCUGUAUGAUGCCAUGAUCUAUGUCUACAACAGAGGCAUGAAUGAGUUUAUUAGCCCAAUGGAGAAACUUUUCAAAGUUAUUGCCCCUCCUCUGAAUGCAGGAAAAGCUCUCACAGAUGAGCAAGUUGUUAUGGGUAACAAGCUCCUGGUGUAUAUCAGCUGUUGCCUGGCAGGUCGUGCCUACCCCCUUGGUGACAUCCCUGAAGAUCUUGUUCCCUUGGUUAAAAACCAGGUGUUUGAGUUUCUGAUUCGUCUGCAUUCCGUAGAAGCGUCCUCCGAGGAAGAAGUCUAUCCUUAUGUUCGGACUUUGCUACAUUUUGACACAAGAGAAUUUCUGAAUGUAUUGGCACUGACCUUUGAAGAUUUUAAAAAUGACAAGCAAGCUGUGGAAUACCAACAACGCAUUGUGGAUAUUUUACUGAAAGUUAUGGUGGAGAAUUCAGAUUUCACCCCAUCACAAGUGGGGUGUCUCUUUACAUUCCUCGCCCGGCAGCUCGCAAAGCCCGACAAUACCUUGUUUGUGAACAGAACUCUCUUUGAUCAAGUCCUUGGCUUCCUCUGCAGCCCUGACGAUGAUUCCCGCCACUCUGAGAGACAGCAGGUCCUUUUAGAACUGCUGCAGGCUGGAGGCAUAGUCCAGUUUGAAGAGAGUCGGCUCAUCCGCAUGGCAGAAAAGGCUGAAUUUUAUCAAAUCUGUGAAUUUAUGUAUGAGCGAGCACACCAGUAUGACAAAAUCAUCGACUGCUACCUGCAUGACCCGCUGAGAGAGGAAGACGUCUUCAAUUACAUCCACAACAUCUUAUCUAUCCCUGGCCAUAGUGCUGAGGAGAAGCAGUCUGUGUGGCAGAAAGCAAUGGAUCAUAUGGAGGAACUUGUGUCCCUGAAGCCCUGUAAAGCUGCUGAGCUGGUUGCUACUCACUUUUCUGGACAGAUCGAAGUAGUCAUUGGACAGCUUCAGAACCAGGUUUUGCUUUUCAAAUUUUUGAGGAGUCUUCUUGACCCAAGGGAGGGUGUUCAUGUCAAUCAGGAACUGCUGCAGAUACCGCCUUGUGUUACAGAGCGGUUCAUCGAGCUGCUCUGUCAGUUCAGUCCAGACCAAGUCAUAGAGACGCUGCAAGUCCUCGAGUGCUACCGUCUAGAGGAAACCAUUCAGAUCACACAAAAGUAUCAGCUCCAUGAAGUCACUGCAUAUCUGUUGGAGAAGAAAGGGGAUGUUCACGGUGCCUUCCUCCUGCUGCUGGAGAGACUGCAGAGCAGACUGCAAGAGAUAACACAGCAAGGGGGAAAUACCAAGGAGGCUUUUCCACUGAAGGGUGUUGAAGAUACCAUGGUAGAGACAAUUGCUCUUUGCCAGAGAAAUUCACAGAAUUUGAAUCAGCAGCAACGAGAGGCACUGUGGUUUCCAUUGUUGGAGGCGAUGAUGGCACCACAGAAGCUCUCCGGCUCAGCUGCUCCUCAUCUGCACUGCGAAGCUCUGAAGUCUUUGACCAUGCAAGUUCUAAACAGUAUGGCGACGUUCAUCGCCCUGCCGUCCAUCUUACAGAGAAUCCUGCAGGACCCAAUUUAUGGAAAAGGAAAACUUGGAGAAAUCCAGGGCCUUAUUCUGGGGAUGUUGGACACCUUUAACUAUGAGCAAACCUUGCUGGAAACCACAACCAGCCUUCUGAACCAAGACCUCCAUUGGUCACUGUGUAACCUCAGGGCUUCAGUCUCCAGAGGACUCAAUCCCAAACAGGACUACUGUUCUAUAUGUUUACAGCAGUACAAGAGACGCCAAGAAAUGGCUGAUGAAAUCAUUGUCUUCAGCUGUGGCCAUUUGUAUCAUUCAUUCUGUCUACAAAGCAAGGAAUGCACCCUGGAAAUUGAGGGCCAGACCAGAUGGACCUGUUACAAAUGCAGCUCAAGUAAUAAAGCGGGCAAACUCAGUGAAAAUCCUUCUGAGAAUAAGGACGGACGGCUAGCCUCCUCACAGGUGAAAACGUCGCCAUCAUAUCAUCAGUCAAAAGGGGAGCCUCCUGCCAGGAAGGCAAACUCCGAGCCAGCUCUGGAUCCACAGCAAAUGCAAGCCUUUGAUCAGCUCUGCCGGCUCUACCGAGGAGGUUCUCGGCUGGCUCUCCUUACGGAACUCUCCCAGAACCGCAGCGGCGACAGCUGUCGGCCAUUUGCGGGCUCCCAGAGCGGCCCUGCUUUCAACAGUGUCUUCCAGAACGAGAACUUCCAGCUGCAGCUAGCACCUCCGCCUGUGGCUGAAGACUGAGGCCUCCCUGGAAGAGCCCCGCACUCCAUGGGGCAGAGGGGCCUCCUGGACCGGCUCAGCCUCUGCCUCCCGCACCCCUGCACAGAGGCCCUGAGGAGGGCCCUUGUACCCACCCUCCCAUCUCAGUGUGGUCUCCCUGUGGUAACAUCAGUCCAGCAGACAGGCCGGUUUCAUUUUGCUCGGAAUUCUGCCCAGCCCUUUAGAAAAUAACAUUUACCCAAUGGCAUUCCAUGUAAGUAACAUGGGAGUCGGGAGGGAGGGCAAUUGGCUGUGGAAAGCAAAGCUUGGCCUGGAAAGAGCAGCAGUCUGGGAAGCAGCCAUGCCUGUUGGUGUUUGUGAAACUCAUGUGAGCAGGAGACCUGCCCUUCAAAACAAUAAACGUCUCAGUGUUUGAGUUCCACAUGCC